AUGGCCUUAAUUAGAGAAACAGAAUUGAAGCCUCCCAUAGAGUUAAGAAUAGAAGAUUAUGAGGUUGGACGUAAGAAGGAAGUUUUUUCGGUAUGCAAAAGUAGUGGAAGUCUGUUUGGAAAUACAUCUGGAACAGGAUUUAGCACUUCAUCGUCAUUAACUGGACUAAAACCAACGAGUGGUUUUGGAACACCAGGAGAAUCAGCGUUUACAUUUGGCAGCCCAGCACCCACGGCAACUCCUGUCACACCUGGAGGCGUGUCACUGGCUAGUUUGAUUACAAAUGCCACCUCUUCCCCAUUCACAGAGGGGCUUACACUUGGUAAAACCUCUGACUCCACUGGGAUAUCAAACACUGGGUUUACCUUUGGUGGGGGCUCGACUCAACCUACGGUUGGUGGAUUUAACUUUGGGUCUGCAGCAGUAGAAAGUUUGACAACAAAUGCCACCUCUUCUCCAUUCACAGAGGGGUUUACACUUGGUAAAACCUCUGCCCCCACUGGGACAUCAAACACUGGGUUCACCUUUGGUGGGGGCUCGACUCAACCUACGGUUGGUGGAUUUAACUCCGGGUCUGCAUCAUUACUAGGUUUUACUUUUGGAGCAGCCAAACCAACAGCACCUGCUACGGUGAAUCCAACGCCAGAAUUUACAACUGGAGGCGCAACGACAGGUGCUUCUUCAGCUUCAUCAGGAUUCACACUCACAAGCGACAGUGUAACAGGAGGCUUGUUUGGACUGUUUGGCCAGCAGCAAACAACAGAAGGAUUUGUUCAGAAGCCAGAUGUCCUGUUCAGUACGACAUCAAGUACAACUGGGACUGGAAUUAAAUUUGGUACGACGACGUGUAGCACCAGUGAACUGGCGACAGGUCUAUCUGUUGUAACAACUACAUCAGCUGGGUUAAGUUUACCUGAGACUAAAAGUACAAGCUUUGACUGCGGACAACCCCAGGCUGAUACAGGCGAACUGCUUGGGCAGACAGGAUUAAGAUUGAGUCAACAAAAGGAUGAUCCACCUUCUUUAUCUCCUGGGUUCUCACUCAGUGAAGCUAUGAGUGAAGGAAUGGAAGAACUGAGAAAAGAAAAUGAAUCCUUGAGAAAGGUUAUCAAGAUGUACAAAGAAAACGAGAAAGCUAUGGAGGAGUUACGGAGAUUUUAUUCUGCCCAAGCAAUUAAACACAAGGAAAAUAUGGAACAGGCUGUCAGCCACAAGUUCUUGGAAUUAGUGAGCAAAGUCAGGGAUCUUAAAAAAAUAAGAGACACCACUCCUGGAGAUGGAAAGACUUCUGUGGUGAUCAGAGAAGCAAUUGACUUGACAAGAAAUAAUAGGAUUGAUUUGGAGUCAUUGGAAUCCUUGGAUCAGGUACAAGAGUGUGAGAGUGCUCUUCAACAAGCUCAGGAGUGCUUGCGUCAGUGCGCAGACAAGGAGGAGUUGUUGGCAGCUGGCAUUGUUGCUCAGAGAGACAAGGCAAGGAAAGAGUUCUUUGACUCGAUAGAUUUGUUUUGCCAGGAAGUGGAUUUGAUACCUCUUCAAGAGCGAGAAACAUCAUUACAGCAUGCACUUAGCCAGCUUCAAGAACAAGAAGGUACUUACUGAUACAUGAUUUGAUGACAGCACAGUAAAUCCCCUUAUUAAUAUGACCUCCCCGUCAUUACACCCCCUCUAUCAGUAGGCCUAAAAAAAGUUUCUAUCAGAUAAUUACUAUGCUCCCCCUAGCUUGUUAAUACAGUAAAAA
Messenger RNA from Orbicella faveolata, 1738 nucleotides. RefSeq lists its product as uncharacterized. NCBI's taxonomy places the organism in Eukaryota, Metazoa, Cnidaria, Anthozoa, Scleractinia, Merulinidae. Gene Ontology annotation, molecular function: RNA binding; protein kinase activity; ATP binding. Gene Ontology annotation, biological process: protein phosphorylation; post-transcriptional tethering of RNA polymerase II gene DNA at nuclear periphery; telomere tethering at nuclear periphery. The record is from RefSeq and is a predicted model, not a curated record. Gene Ontology annotation, cellular component: nuclear pore cytoplasmic filaments; nuclear pore.